GAUGUUUUGUUGUCAGCAACAACAACCGACGCUGCGGAAAUAAAUGGAUUCACUGAACUGAAACCACAUUAUCUGAAAAUCACAUUAAAAUACCAUGAAAUAGUGACUGGGUUUAUUAUAGCAACAAAAAUAAGCGAGUCUAAUCCGACCUGUUGCUUUUAAAAACGCCUGCGGCGGGAAAUUUAAAACCAAUUCUGACAACAGCAUCAGUUUUUGUCAUCUCGGGAUGUUUCUGGAAAUCCUUAAAGUAAUCGAUAUGGUUGGCGUCUUUUUUACGGUAAGACCGUUAUAAACGUUUCAUACCGACGGACAUCAACCCAAAACUCAUACUGGACUGUAACGUUACAUUACUGAUAUGAGAGUGGAAAUGGACUCUUGUGUGUCUGUGAACAAUAAAACACAAUUUAACGACUCAACAUCCAGUUCUGAUGCAGCAGAUGUGUUAAUUCACUCAACCAGAGCCAGCAGAGACGAAAUAAAGCAUAAGAGUCAGAAAAAAGUUAACAUUUACAUCAGGAGACUGUCAGACUCUGAACAUGUUCGUUCUGUGGAUGAGAGAAGGACAGAUCCUCCUGUGAAUGUGCCUUCAGUCUCAGAUACAGCUGGACCAGAGGAACAACAGGCUGGAAGCAAAUCAAACCAAUUUGCUGGCCUUUUUGGCGAAGCCUCCAGGAAAGAGAAGAGGGAAGCUCAAUCCACAAUCAUGCAGACAGAACAGUUAAAGUCAAAAGGUGAAGAUGUGCAGAUUUCCACAUACUCUGCAGAUGGAAGAGGAGCGGUUUCUGCAGCGCUCAGGAAGAGAUCCCAAGGUGCCCCUUUAAGACGUAACGUGACAGUACAAGUGUUGGAGCAAGACAGAUCACAAACUCCAAGAGUUCAGCCAGAUCCUGCUUGUCCAUUAGGAGAUCCUGGCACUUCUGCAAGUGUGGCGGCCAUAACAGCUGCUACCAUCGCAGCCACAGCACCACUUAUAAAGGCUCAGAGUGAGAUGGAGGCUCAGAUCUCGCUUGUGUCUGCUGAGCUGAGGAGGCUGCAGGCAGCAGAGGGCAGUGUUCUGCCGGGCAGGACGGCCCGUAUCGACAGCAGUUCAGCUGGGAGAGCAGCCCAUCUGGAGGAGCAACUUAACAUUCUGAUCCAGCAGAGACUGCAACACCUGGAGACAAUUCAGUGUCAGCAGAUUCAACUGCAGAAUCGUCUCCUGGGUUCAGCUCUGGAUGUAGUAGCAUCUCGUGGAAACACAAACUCACAGUCCUCCUUACACACAAGCUCUGGAGUUUCCCAGACAGACUCUUUUCCACUUCAGGUCUCAGGGAAUCACAGCAUCAGAUCCUUAGCCACUGAUAACCCCUCUGCUAGAAGACCAGCUUCAGUCUCAAAGGAUCCUUAUCGUGAGAGACAAACAGGGGGGCAUAAAAGCCCUCUGGAGACCCCUGCACCACGCAAGGUCAUUCCUAAACCCACCCACUGGACAUCAACAAGCACCAACAGGCCUCCGAAAUCCUCCUUUAAAAACCAAGGAAAUGGCAGACUUCAGGACCAGAGCCCUAAUAACCGGAGGUCUCCCGAGAGAUGCGCCUUGCAGUCGGUUGGGGUAAAGAGGUUUGCCAUGGCAACAGCAGACAACAGCCAACCAGAGCAGUCCAGGGAAAGCCAGAUGCCAUCCAAAGCAUCUGUUACUAGAAGUGCACAAGAAGACGAAUCGUCUUUUCUGAAUGGACAGAAUGAACACCAGGGAGAACCUACGAAUGUAUCGUCUUCCAGCACGACCGUGCAAAAAGCCAGCGAGAUGCUGCAGGAUCUGGGGAGACUUAAAAAUGAGAUGAGAAGUCUACUGCAGACUGCUGAUGCGUUUCCUGCGCCGAAUGCCAAGUCGACCCAGAGCAGCAGGAGCAGGCAUCUUGCCCCCGUUGCCAUGGCCCCGCCUCCUGCCACAACCCCCAUCUCCAUGCCCCCAGAGCCUGUUGAUGCGAUUGCCGUCAGGGCUGCUGCUUUAAACAGAGCCAGCAUUCUGAAGAGCAUCCAGCCUCCCACGUCCAUUUUUGAGGAUGCAGGACUGGUCCUGAGGCAGGUCAGGCAGAGCAAGAAGAUUCUGGAAGAAAACCUAGAAGCCAUUUUGAGAGCCAAAGAUGGAGAGGUGCUUCACACGCAGUUAGAAGCACUGUCAAAAAACAGUGGGAAUUGCGGAGUGGCCCAUGGGAACGGAGAAGAGAGCCUUUCAUCUGCUGCAGAUGUUCGGUGCGGCUCAUCCACAGACGGCCCCCGAGUCACAGUUAAACGCAAAACGGCAGCAGGUAAGCCCAGACUAGAUUGCCAGCCGCCAGUGCCUUCACGGGUCAUCAUCACUGACAAACCAGCAAUCGUAACAACCUCCUUCAAUCCUAUCACUGUUGCCGAAUCCAAACCUACUCCUGCUAUUCGGAAACCCAACACCAUCUUGCUGGAGGUCCAGUCAGCAUCAAAGAAACGGACCCCACAGCUCCAAAUACAGGUCCAGCCUGGAGUGAACAUUGAGAGUGCUUUGUGCAGCAGGCCAGCUUCUCCCACACCAGUGAUUCCGGCCGAAAGCAUCCUUCCUCCACCUUCAAUCCAUGCCACAGAGGAUCCACAUGCUCACGAAGAUCAGGAGGAAAACAUCUUCCCCGGAACCAAUUUCUUGGCCGAAGCCGACAUCAGCCAGGAAACACACGGUGGGCUUCCAGACUCUCCUAUAGAGUUUAAGGGUCUGCCGUCUCCUCCAGCUGCCCUGUAUCAUGGCCCGGUGUUUCCUCCAGUGCCGACCCAGUCUACGCCUCUCACUGAGCCCAUUCUGAACACCAUCCAGCAGAGAGAAACCCUGGAGAACAGACUCGUGGACUGGGUGGAGCAACAGGUCAUGGCCAGAGUUAUAACUGGAAUGUUCCCUCAACCCACCCAAGCUGAUCCACCCCACCAAUCAGAGCCGGAGAAUAGCGUGGCAUCAGACAUAGUGGAGGCCGCAGGUGGUGGUGGUCUUCAGCUCUUUGUGGACACAGGCGUGCCAGUGGACUCAGAGGUCAUAAGACAUUAUGUAAACGAAGUGCUGACUGAAAUCAUUGCUUCAAUGCUGGGACAGAGAGAGGCUCAGGGAACACCAACUGCACCCGUCCAAACACAGGAUGAUCAGAAGGAGGACACUAUAGUACCUACACCAGCACCCACUCCCGAACCCAGCCUAAAAGAUCCUCCAUCUCCUGUCAGAACCCCUGAUCUCUCCGAACAUCUUUCAACAGCCGCGUCUCCCAAGAAAACCCCUCAGGAAUCUGCUUUGCCAGGUCCAGACAGAAUUCCUGUGGGCACUCCGAUUACUACACCGAUCCCAUCACCAACCAGAGUGGCCACGCCCUCUCCUCCUCCUCCAGCCAAUCAGAGCCCAGAGCCAGGCAGCCUGCAGAUUCACCUGUGGGAAGGAUCAGAGCUCCCCCUGGAGGAGGAAGAACAACCUGAACUGCAGCCUGCACCAGUUGUAAUAUCAGUUCCCAGAGUGGAUGAUGAGGAAUCAGUCAUCCAUCCAUCUUCACCUGUCCCUUCCAAACCCCAGUCUCCUCCAGCGCCUCCUCUUCCUCCUGUGAUCCAGAAGUCUGAAUCUUCUUCCUCCUCCUCUUCCUCAUCCUCAGAGAGCAGCUGUAGCUCUAGUGUGACUGUCACUGAGACAGAGACAGCAGCCAGACACAUCUCAGAGGGAGAACUGCUGCUCAAUCAUGGCCAGAUGGCGGCGGUCAGAGUUCUGGAACAGGAAGGAGUUCUUCUGCCAAAUUUUAUGACCAGCUUGAACGGUUCCCUGCAUGGAGUCCAAGACAUGGAUUAUGAUCCGCCCAGUGAAGGGCAGGUGAUUAGAGCUCCUCAUCUUCCUGCUCAUCACGAUCCUGUUUUGUCUCUGUUGGCAAGAAUGGAGCUCGGCCCUACCAGCCAAUCACAGCAGCCAGAGAGGUGGUGGGAGGAGGAGAGCAGUGGAGAGGUCAGUGAGGGUCAGAGACCACCGCUGACCACCGCAGAGGAGAUCGUGCUGACGGGACACUCGCUUAUAGACCAGCAGACAAUCACACAGGCCAGAAACACACAGAUCUCCCCUCACGCCACACUCACAUCACCUGGACAAGUGAUCGCUGAACACACAGGUGCAGUGGUUGAAGACGAUGGGCUGUCAGUCAACCUCAGGUCAUCAGAUGAGCAGAAAGAAGCUAUGGUUUAUCAAGCGGACACCGUCUCCUCACAUCAGCCAGAGAGCUCCCAGAUGCCACAGACUGUUCACAGACCUGCACCAAUCCUAGUGAGACAGUAUGAAGAGGAACCAGAGUUCCCCCAGCUGAGGAGACUUUCAGAUGAUGCUUUUUUUGGAGCUGAUGAGAAAGGUGAAGACAUGUUUUUGCACACAGGAGGAGGAAGAGGAAGUGAUGUCAGAGUGAUGUCAGUGCGCCUGCCGUCUGUCAAGCAGGAUCCCGAGUCCGUCAGCCUCAGCUCUGUGGAAGGAGACACAGCCUCUUCUGCUAAUGAUGUGUUUUAACAGCGACGACCCCGUCAAACCUUUGAGAUAGGAAUCUACUAAGUGCCUGGAGACGUUCACAGCCCUACAUUAUUCACGUCGCAGCUGGAUGUCAGUCAGUGCAAGAGAUAUAAUCAACCUGAUGUUUCUUGCUGCGCUAUGAAAUCAAACUCUGCGUGCUGUCGUAUGCUGUUUGACUGUGUUUUUAAAUCAAAUAAAUGUUGCAUUACAAAUCACCUGUACUCAAGUUUGGGCUUUUGCACUUUUUGCAUUUACAUUCAGUCAUUUAGCAGAAGCUUUUGUCCAAAGCGACUUACAAUUGAAUACCACAGGAUAUUUCCCAAAUAUUUUCCAAAAUAUGUUUAACAAAGCAAAGAAUUUUUCACAGUAUUUUUUAUAGCUGAUGUCCUUACCAGCGCCCGAAUUUGUGUACAUGACCUACUGAUCCAUGAGCAAGGGAGCUGAUUGAGAUGCACCCUUGGUUUUGGUAAGCCUAUUUCUGCCUGUAAAGUGUUUUAUAUCUGCAUCAAACUGCUUCACUAGCAAAUGUCUGUUUCUGAAAGAUGGCUCAACCUCGCUCUAACUCCAAAUAUACUGAACACUGCAUAUUUUGAGGAUGUUUCUAGAUUUUGCAUGCUUUGCUGCUAGUGUGGGUAGUUACUAAAGUUAUCACUAUACACUGUAAAAAAUGCUGGGCUCCACACAAUCGAUUUGUGUUACAACAAAAUGAAGGAAUUAAGUUAACUCAUUAGUUUUUACAAAUUUAAGUUGAUUAAGCACAAACCCAUUAAGUUGUUCCAAAAAAACUCAAGAAUUGAGUUGAAAAAGAAAUAAUCUAAAUAAGUAGUUUGAACAAACAUUUUUGUUUGAAGCAAACUUUUAUUUUCAGUGUAGCUGUUUCCAUGUGCCUAUUUUUAUGCGAAUUUUGGAUUAUCGCAAAAAAAUGCCAACCCAGGCUAAUUUAGAAAAUAUACAGCUAUAUGCAUUUCUGGAGAGCGCCAAAUAUGUCCAAGAAAGUAUGUUUUUUUGCAGUUUUUGUUUUCGUGAAUACGCCAGAGUCUGCUGUGUACGCUUUUUGAGAUCUCAAAUUUCUCUUGCGAGUGCCAUUCGUGCCUGCUGUUCUCUCGUAAAUCCACCAGAGGUCGCUGUCGACUGACUGACUGACUGACCGAUCGACUGACCCACCCUUCCCAAACCCAACCAAUAGUGUUUUCAAAUGCACUGAUUGACCAGCGCACCCACUUCCCUAAACCCAACCAAAAGUUUUCAAAAGCAAUCCAGAAAAAGAAAAGCCCUCGUCUGAUUUUUACCACAUUUUCAGAUUUUACCACAUUCUCACCCUGUUAUUUACUUGUUUAUUUUAUUUUUUGGCUUUUGUCUUAUCUGCUUUCUGGAACCAUUCUUCGCCGGACUCAAACCCUGUCGUCGCGGUCAACUCCGCUCCACAUCACAAGUCUGCAGACGUACACGGCGAACCACCGGACAAACUUCUAACAGCAGAAAAAAGCCUUCCAUAUGGAGCACUCAAGACAUGAUAAAGUCUGGGAGAGGAAGUGGAUGCUGACUUCAGACAUUCGUCGUCUUGUCUGAUCCUCUUUAAGGCUCAUUCCGGCCUAGAAUUUCCCAAAC
Molecule: messenger RNA, 6127 nt
Organism: Danio aesculapii
Lineage: Eukaryota; Metazoa; Chordata; Actinopteri; Cypriniformes; Danionidae
Product: KIAA0586 ortholog
Exons: 30
Coding region: 356-4519 (1387 amino acids)
Biological process (GO): smoothened signaling pathway
Cellular component (GO): centriole; ciliary basal body
Source: RefSeq, a predicted model, not a curated record